Symbiodinium necroappetens is the source of this 1361-nucleotide messenger RNA. Lineage: Eukaryota; Dinophyceae; Suessiales; Symbiodiniaceae. The record is from the annotation of a GenBank genome assembly.
AUGGACGCUGUGAUCGAACCGUUCGUUGACCCCGAAGUGCGGAUUUUCCUCAAUCGGUUCGCCGACGGGGCCUUCGAUGGGUUUGCCGGCAUUGUGUUCGUGCGCGAUGAUGCGCCGGCGCUGACGGCCUAUCAAUAUGCCCUCGAAUGGGUGCGGCAAGGCAGUGUCCGUGGCGCAACCCCGCCCUUGUUUCUGCUCAACACCAUACAUGCCGCAACGGCGCCGGUGCGGACGUUCAACAGGAUGCAGAUCGAAAAGCUCAUGGAUUUCCUGGCCGGGAUCGGGCUGCCUCGGAUUGGCGACGGUGAGCUUGCCCAGCAGGCCCGGCACGCCGGCCGCCGUCACAAGGCGCUCGCCGCCACGUUGGGAAGCGCAGAGGAUGCUAUGAUGUUUCGCAUUGCCGGGCGGUUCCUGCCGAUGCAGCGCCACGCGCAAUUGCUCGAAGAGGCGAUGGACCAGACCGGGCCAACCGACGCGGGCAGUGGAGUACGGCUUGGGAUCGUCGGCUCACCGCUUUUCAGCGAGCGGGCAUACACGACCUUUGGCAAGUACGGGCCCAUCGUCUGCGACCUUCAGCCCUUUGGGCAAAUCUGGCCGGGCGAUUGGGAAGAGGCCGAGACGGUUGAAACCAUGCUCGAGCUUUUGGCCGGUGACGCCUUCUGCCACCGUAUUUCGCCACCAAAUCGCUAUCGCGAGCGGGUGGUCGAGGCGCUGGUGGCAGCGCGAUGCGAACUGGUGCUCUGCCAACUCGCCCAGACCGACGACACGUUCGGGUGGGAUAUUCCCGAACUCUCGCGUCAGCUGGAAGAUCGCGGGAUCCGGUUCGUCAAUCUCGGCUUUCGGGAUGCGCAACCAGACGAUGCCUGGCUGGCGCGAGCGACCCGUGCCGCAACCGAAUACCAACGCGAUUGGCUGAAGGGUUUGCGGGCCGAGAUCACCUCGGGCGCGCAGUAUGCGUUUGUCAACGCCGACACCCCGCACGAGCUGUUCCACGCCAUGGGCGUGCCCAUCGUCACCAAUCAGUGGUGGUCGGCGGUGAUCGCGGCCAAGCAGCUCUCGGAAUUCUACUUCGAUCAUAUGCAGGCAAUCGGCUAUCAUGAACGGCUUGCGCGGUAUUCCAGCCUGCCGCUGAUUGCGGAACUGGAAGGUGACGCCGAGCGCCAGCCCUGGGGCGGAUUGCCGGUGCCUUCGAUGUUAUGCGCGCGACAGAGCGCCGACGACCACCAGAAAAUCUUUGCGCUCUGGGCGGAAAAGACCGGCGCACCGCUGACGUUGCUUUCGGCUCCGGCAGUGCCCGAUCCGCUCCCCGACUGGUGGAACCGGGCGCGGACCGACUGGGAAGCGCUCUAUCACGGCGAUCG